Molecule: messenger RNA, 1960 nt
Organism: Cryptomeria japonica (Japanese cedar)
Lineage: Eukaryota; Viridiplantae; Streptophyta; Pinopsida; Cupressales; Cupressaceae
Product: THO complex subunit 3
Exons: 11
Coding region: 123-1103 (326 amino acids)
Biological process (GO): mRNA export from nucleus
Cellular component (GO): THO complex part of transcription export complex
Molecular function (GO): protein binding
Source: RefSeq, a predicted model, not a curated record
GGUUAGAACAUAUCACUCAAUGCAGAGGAGGUCUUCACGUAGCACGAAUGUGAAAUGAAGAGCUUCUCUAACUACCGUUUUAGAGCUUGUUUGUGAAAGCACGAGCUAAAGCGUAAGUGGGCAUGGCCGGAGGAACGGGGGAUUUGCAAAUGCAGAGCGUUUCAGAGAGCUCUCCCAUCUUCAAAAAUUUGCACACCAGAGAGUAUAUCAGUCACAAAAAGAAGGUACAUUCUGUUGCUUGGAAUUGUACUGGAACCAAGCUUGCUUCAGGUUCUGUUGAUCAGACAGCUCGCGUUUGGCACAUUGAGCCACAUGGUCAUAGUAAGGGCAAGGAUUUAGAAUUAAAAGGGCAUGCUGAUAGUGUUGAUCAAUUAUGUUGGGACCCAAAGCAUUCCGAGUUGGUUGCUACUGCCUCUGGAGAUAAGACUGUGCGUCUUUGGGAUGCUCGCAGUGGAAAAUGUUCUCAGCAGGUUGAACUCAGUGGAGAGAAUAUCAACAUUACUUUUAAACCUGAUGGAACGCAUAUUGCUGUUGGAAAUCGGGAUGAUGAAUUGACCAUAAUUGAUGUCCGUAAAUUCAAGUCAAUUCACAAACGUAAAUUUAACUAUGAGGUGAAUGAGAUCGCCUGGGAUACAACUGGAGAGCUUUUCUUUCUUACAAUAGGAAAUGGAACAGUUGAAGUGCUUGCAUAUCCUUCUCUUCAACAGUUUCAUACGCUUGUUGCUCAUACUGCGGGUUGCUACUGCAUUGCUAUUGAUCCGACUGGAAGGUACUUUGCAGUUGGAAGUGCAGAUGCUCUUGUCAGCCUAUGGGAUCUUUCUGAGAUGCUGUGUGUGCGGACCUUUACGAAGCUAGAGUGGCCAGUGAGGACAAUUAGCUUUAAUCACGAUGGGCAAUACAUAGCUUCAGCCAGUGAAGAUCUCUUUAUUGAUAUAGCUGACGUUCAGACUGGACGAACGGUGCAUCAAAUACCCUGUCGAGCAGCCAUGAAUAGCGUUGAGUGGAAUCCAAAGUACAAUCUUUUGGCAUUUGCAGGAGAUGAUAAAAAUAAAUAUCAAGCAGAUGAAGGUGUGUUCAGAGUUUUUGGCUUUGAAUCCCCGUGAUCUCACACGUCACAUAGUUUCACUUAGACCUUUGUGGAAAUUAAUGAGAUUAAUACCUAUGGGAUGGCUUUGAGGAGUCUGGUUUUUGGCUGAUAUUGCAGGAGAGAUUGCAGAUUGCACAAUCUUAUAUCGCAUUCUUGUAUUUAAUGGAAAACUUUGAAGUUUAAUGCCAAGAGCGAAUUUUUUUAAUAUUUUUACCUAUCUAAUAUUAAAGAAGUUUUGUGUAGCACAUAGAAGAAAGUGCUGUGUGAUUUUGUACACACCCGGUGACAUAUUCGUUGAGUUUGGCUUGUAAUUUUUAGCUUUCUUUAAGGGGAUUGUUUCUGAGGGGCCUAUUUCAAGAAUAGAACUUUGUCAGUUGUAAAUAUGUUUUUCUUAUUCACCCAAGCUUACAGGUUACCUCAAAAUAUUGGAGAACUGUGAAUUUGUUAUUUUUUCAGCGUGAAAUGUCAGUUUCAUUACAUAUAGAACUGGUUUAUAAUAUCUCACUAGCUGUAAAAUACAUGUACUACAUAUGCGAGUAAAUGCUCCACUCGUUCCCUAGGCUUCUGCUGCAUUCAGCGUAACGGCACAUUAAUUUGUGUCAGCAAUGCCGGUAAAAUUGCUCCAUACAGAAAAUUUUAGGAACUGUAAAAGUGCUUGUUACUAGUUGGAGGUAACAAUAUGUCUGAUCACUGAUCAAAAUGUUUCCAUUUGCUGAAAUGUCUUAAAAAAUAGACCAGAGAAACAUAAAAAUUGUGUAUGAUAGAUUAUAUAUGAGAAGAAGAAGAAAUAAUUGUAACGUCUACAAGACUAAACAUGGCCUAUGGGACAGCCUGUCUAAUCAAACCGACUUUUGCAAUUCAAUCCUUUUCCUA